GUACGCGUCUGAGAACGGCGAGCAGUCGGUGCUGGAGAACAUGAAAGAGUACCUGAUCACCACCAUCAUGCGCAUCUUCGAGGUGGGCCCCGAGCAGGCCGAGUGCCUCUACCAGGAGCUGAUCGCCUGCACCAGGAACAAGCACUUGAUCACCGUGUUCCGCAUGAGCGACCGGCAGGAGGCUGUGCAGGAGCUGGACCAGACCAUCCUGACGGCGCUGUUCAAGAGCCAGCAUCUGUCGCCGUCCGAGCAGCUGCAGCUGGCGCUCACCUGGAACCGCGUGGACAUCGCGCGCUCCGAGAUCUUCGUGUACGGCCAGGAGUGGCCGCCGGGCGCGCUGGAGGAGGCCAUGAUGCAGGCGCUCGAGCACGACCGCCUGGACUUCGUCAAGCUGCUGCUCGAGAACGGCGUCAGCAUGCGCAAGUUCCUCACCAUCCCCAGGCUGGAGGAGCUGUACAAUUCCAAAAACGGUCCGAGCAACACGCUGGGGUACAUCUUAAGGGACGUGAGGCCGCACAUCCCCAGGGGCUACGUCUACACCCUGCACGACAUCGGGCUCGUCAUCAACAAGCUCAUGGGUGGCGCCUACAGGGCGCACUACACGCGGAGAAAGUUCCGCAUGAUCUACACCAAGGUGAUGAAGAAGUCGCCGCACGUGCAGCGCAACAGCUCGUCCUUCAUCCGCUACGUCGGCAACCAGAACGCGACGCUCAGCCUGCUGGCCGAGACGCUGCCGUCCUCGCCGGACAUGCCUUACUUCGACCACCCCUUCAACGAGCUGCUGACGUGGGCCGUGCUGACCAAGCGCCAGCAGAUGGCGCUGCUCAUGUGGCAGCACGGCGAGGAGGCGCUGGCCAAGGCGCUCGUGGCCGCCAAGCUGUACAAGGCCAUGGCGCACGAGGCGGCCGAAGACGACCUGGAGGCGGAGAUCUACGAGGAGCUGCGCAGCUACGGCAAGGAGUUUGAGAACAUCGCCCUGGAGCUGCUCGACUACUGCUACCGCCAGGACGACGACCAGACGCAGAAGCUGCUGACGUGCGAGCUGCAGAACUGGAGCGGCCAGACGUGCCUCUCGCUGGCCGUGAGCGCCAACCACCGCGCCCUGCUGGCCCAUCCAUGCUCUCAGAUCAUCCUGGCUGACCUGUGGAUGGGCGGCCUGCGCACCAGGAAGAACACGAACCUCAAGGUGAUCCUGGGCCUGCUGUGCCCGGCAUACAUCCCGCAGCUCGAGUUCAAGUCGCGGGAGGAGCUGCAGCUCAUGCCGCAGACGGAGGAGGAGCACCAGCUCGGCCUCGAGGAGGACGAGGAGGAGUCGAUGGAGGGCGGCGCCGGCGGCGGCGGAGGCUCGAGGCCCGGCCCGGUCGCUGGCACGGGCCUCCACCGGAACACGGAGCCGGAUAUCGAGAAAAAGCCAAUCUCUCGAUUGCUCAGUAUGAGAGCGAAGCAGGCUCUUGAGAUGCAGGCUGCUUCUACAAAUAAUAAUCCAAAGGCAAAGGCAAAGAAAAAGGUGCUCAUCAUGGACCCGGGGCCGAGGGAGUCGGUGGUCAACGAGAACGGCAAGGUGACCCUCGACGACGGCACGACCAACCCCCUCCUCCAGUUCCCUUACGACUUCUACGACAUCAAGAAGGAGGAGCGGCCGCUCAAGCUGCGCAAGAAGCUGUACGAGUUCUACACGGCGCCCAUCAGCAAGUUCUGGGGCCACUCUAUCGCGUACAUGGUGUUCCUGUACACGUUCAGUUACGUGGUCCUCGUCCGCAUGCCCUCCAUGCCGUCCUGGCCCGAGCUAUACGUCAUCGGCUACAUCACGGCCUUCGGCUUCGAGAAGAUCCGUGAACUCCUCUCCGCCGAACCCGUGGGGCUAAGGCACAAGCUGGCGGUGUGGGCGUGGAACAUGUGGAACCCGUGCGACAUCGUGGUGGUGCUGUUCUUCCUGUCGGGGCUGGUGCUGCGCCUCCAGAGCGCCCUCAUGUCCACCGGGAGGCUGCUAUUCUGCGUGGACAUCAUCUACUGGUACCUCCGGAUAUUCACCAUCCUCAGCGUCAACAAGUACCUCGGACCCCUGGUGACCAUGAUGGACAAGAUGGUCAAGAACAUGAUCUACUUCGUGGUGCUGCUGCUCGUGGUGCUCGUGAGCUUCGGGGUGUGCCGGCAGGCCAUCCUGUUCCCGGACAACGAGGCCAGCUGGGACCUCGUCAAGGACAUCUUCUUCCAGCCCUACUUCAUGUUGUACGGCGAGGUGUUCGCGGACGCCAUCGACCCGCCGUGCGGCGGCAAGGACAUGCCCCCGUGCCAGACAGGCCGCUGGGUGAGCCCCGUCGUCAUGUCGCUGUACCUGCUCGUCGCCAACAUCCUCCUCAUCAACCUGCUCAUCGCCGUGUUCAACAACAUCUUCAACGAGGUCAACGCCAUCUCGCACCAGGUCUGGAUGUUCCAGCGCUUCACCGUGGUCAUGGAGUACGAGCAGAAGCCCGUGCUGCCUCCGCCCUUCAUCAUCUUCAGCCACAUCUACAUGCUCGUCAAGUUCCUGCUGCGCAAGGCGCGCGGCCAGCGCUCCGAGACCUACGACAACGGCCUCAAGCUCUUCCUCGAGAACGACGACCUCGAGCGGCUGCAUGACUUUGAGGAGGAGUGCGUGGAGGGCUACUUCCGCGAGAAGGACAUGAAGCUGCAGGUGAGCAUGGAGGAGCGAGUGCGAGCCAUCAACGAGCGCGUCGACCACAUCAGCCAGAAGGUGGAGGACGUGAUCCAGAAGGAGAACGCGCACUCGACGGCCUACCAGAACCUGGAGCUGUACCUGCGCAAGCUCGAGGAGCUGUCGGACCAGACGGUGUCGCACCUGGGCGUCAUCCACCGCUUCAUGGCGACGCAGGGGCGCGACGUGCCGACGCUGCAGCCGCCCGUGUCGUUCGCGACGGCGCUGCGGGGCUCCAACCAGGAGGUACAGCAGGCCGGCCUCCAGGGCAGCCCCGGCGACCGGCUGCGGCGCUUCAGCGAGCGCUCCGAGGUGGAGGGCCAGCCGAGCAGGGAGGCGCGCGGCGCGUCCGAGACCUCGGGCUCCGCGACGGAGCUGGCGGCGGCCGGGGCGGCGCUGGGCCCGCUGGGGCCCUCCCUGGGCGCGCCCCUCGGAGCGCCCCUCGGGCUCGCCCUCGGGCCUGCCUUCCCCCGCCGCCGCCCCGUGCGCUCCUGGACCGAGGUGCGGUCCGAGCGCCCCGACAACAACGUGUUCGAGCCGCCCAAGCAGUGCGUGCUCGUGGAGGAGGGCGAGGGCCACGAGGACGACGACUCGUUCGAGUCGGACCUGGACGACCUGGCCACGAUGCAGGCCCCGCCGCCGCUCGGCACGUCCUCGCCGUACGCGGGCGCGACGAGCUCGAUGGGCACGGCGGGCCCGACGCGGCCCCUGCGGGUGCGGCGGACCAGCGAGACGGAGCGCGUCCGGCGGCGCCGCGGCCGCGAGCGCAGCCAGUCGCUGGGCGGCGACGACCUGGACCGGAACACGGAGAGCGAGCUGGAGACGCGCUUCAUGCGAACGCAGUCGCAGUCGGACGGGUCGGCACUGCCGCCGGCCUAUUUCGCUUCCAAGCGCCAGCUCAGCCAGACGCACUCGGAGCCCGAGGGCUCGGAGGCCGGGCUGGCCGCGGGGCUGGCCCAGGGCGGCGUCGGCGCUGGCGGGGCCGGCGGCAGCGGCUCGGGGCUGCUGCUGGCCGGCAGGGUCGGCAGCUCCAGCUCGGCCGUCCUGCUGGAGGACGCCGGCGCCGCCCCCUGCGUCACCUGGGACAAGCAGGCCCGCGUCAUGGUGCUCCCCGCAGCACGCGCCGCCCUACGCACCAUGCACACCGAGUACACCAGAUUCAGAAAUCAAUAUGGUCCCGGACGAGGUUUGUGCAUCACCGACGAGCUCGAGACCGUCUGCGGCCUGCUGUCGCCCUCCCGCACCGAGACCCUGUCGCUGGCGGACGCCGGCCACCACCGCGUCAGGCACGCGUCCGAGAUGUCCAACCCGGACAUGGCCAGGUUCCUGGAGAAGGAGACGCUGCGCGACGCCGAGGAGAGCGACUACCAGCUCAUGAGCCACCUCAUCCAGCACAGGUACCACGGCGACGACGAGAGUGAGCACGCCCGCCAGCUGGACCGCGAGCGCUUUGGCAACAAUGCCUUCUUCCUCACCGUGACGGACGAGACGGUGCUGGACCCCGGGGCCGGGGUCGGGGCCGGCAACGGGUCCGGGACCGGGGCGGCGACGGCGACAACGCGCGCGCCCGGCGACACCCCCGUGCGGCCCCUGCUCCGGAGCACGGCCAUCGAGGGCGGCGACGCGGGUGCGGCCACGCCCGACACCAUCACGCCGGUGUCCUCGCCCGUGGCCUCGUCGCCGACGGCGCCCACCACCACCGCCAUCGUCCACAAGCCGGGCGGCGGCCGCGGCGGCGCGCCGCCGUCGUCCUCGUCGUCGUCGUCCUCGUCCAGCGUGAGCAGCUUCCCGUACGGCAACACCGAGACCCUGUGUUGAGGAGGAGACGACUAGCUUUAUUAUUAUUUUUUGGCUGUGAGUUGAGUAGGAGAGUUCAAGGGAUUUGCCGUGAGUAUCUCGUCGUGUUGGCUCUCGAUUUCAAUUCUGUCUUUCCCUUUUGCUCCCUCACAUUGUUCUCGUCAUAUCCAAGCUUGUCUUAAAUGUGUAAAAUGUCUUCCAGGGGAAUUGUUUACUUUAUUUAUUUUGCCCUUUGACAAUGAGCUUGUGUUGUGAAUCUCUUUGGCCAACCAAGUAACUCAGCUCAUGUUAAAUGUUUACUAGGAUUUUAAAAGUUAUGAGGUCGGAAAGCUAAAGUUGUUUGGAGGUAAUUGGGAAAUAGGAAAGAGACGGGCUUAAAAGAAAUUGGGGAAGGGGAGGGGGGGCUGAUAUACCUUCUAAAUGCAAGGUAAAGUUCUAAUUGAAAAUAAUUUUGAACUCUCAGUGUUGUCUUUCUCUAAAUUUUAUUCUUGAAGUUUUUACUUCGUUUUUGUUUUAAUUUAUGUUAUCUGUGCUGGCACAAUAUCUCAAAUAUUUUUCCCAACAUGGCCUAACUAUACUUAAUUCUUAACGAAUGAUUUAACAAAUGAUUAUAGUCUGACAUCUAAUUUUUUCAUUUUCUCCAUGUGUCAACUUUUCAAAAAUCCCUAUGAUGGCCUACUAGUCUUCAUAAUGACUAUCAUAUCCUUAAUUAAUCAGGCUACUAUCACUGUAGACCAAAUUUAUUUACUUUAAUGAUGUGUAAGUUAUUACUACCUGGAGUGCUGUGUAGAUUGGGCAAAUUUCAGGUAAUACAAUAUUCCAUAUCACAUUUACCUAUAUUAUGGACGUUGUCUGUUAUUUCUUUACAAUCUUUUGGGAAAGACAAUAUAGCUUAUGCCUAGUCAGAUGAAGUUCAUUUUUGUGUGUCUCUAUCAUAUUCAUCAGAAAGUAUAUAUCAUGUUACAUAUAUAGUUAUUUAAAUUUUUAUUCUUGUCUUUGUAUCAUUUUUUCUCUGAAGCAGACUCUUUUGUAAACACGCUUUGUGGCAAGUAAAAAUCUUACUUGUUUUUAACCUUCUGUUUCAUCAAGAAUUGUCAAAACUCAUCCCUCUUACUGGACAAUUAAUAAGUGUAUGGCUGGUUCAUAAUAUUCGUGUACUGUCAGGUGUUAUUCACCUGAAUCUUGUCCUACGAACUCUUGUUACGUAUCUGUUUGCAAAUGAAGUUUUCACCAAAAGUGUUAAAUUUUUAAAGAUUAACCAUUAACUGUGCAUCUAUGUGUAUGAGUGAGCCCUGUAGAAUAGGAAUUGGCUGUGAAUACAUCAGUUAUAGGUUGUUAGUUGUGCAUGAUGUUCUAUGAAUGUGAUUCUGGCCUUAAACUCUUAAUUAUUGGAAACAAAGCUGUCACAUGUCUUCUUUAUAAAAUGUCAGCCAUCUUACAGCAGCUACAUUUGUUUCCUUCACUUGGAGUGCUAUGCUUAUGAGUUCAGUAAUUUGUGAUAAUGGUCUUAAAAGACAGAAUUUAUUUCAUACAAGAGUGCAGAUAGGUAGUUACAUUUUCAAAAAAAGAAAUUCAGUUAAGUGGUUCAUGAGUGAAAUUGCUGAUGUCUUGUUUUGAGGGGUUCCAAAGUUACGGUGCUUUUUGUAUCUAAUUGUUCUCCUAAACAAAGCUCUUGUUCAAUGUGCCAUAUCUUAUUGACAGCAACUGUGCUACUUGGUGAGCAUAGGCUGUAAUACGCAAGUGUCCUUUAAAUAAGCUUCAUCAAUCUGGACUCCCGUUAAUUCAAGUACAGUACUAUAAUUAGUACUGUUAUUCAUUUACAGAUUAGUGCCAAAUAAGUAACAUAGAGUGUCUUAUGAUACUCUUAAAAGGUUUUUGAAAGACGGAGUCCGAUCACCUCAAAAUUUAUUGUUCUCAAUGUUUGUACAAUUAAUUCUUGUACCUGUUAAGUACAUGCCAUAAUUCAAGUAUGGUUGUGAGUUUGUUUUUAUCAUUUUUUUUCCAUAUCAACUUGCAUUGUGUUUUCAUAAAUAUGUAUUCGUAAACUUUUGUCUGGGGUGUCUUCCGUAUUACGUUUUUAAAAAUAAGGAUUUACAAGGAUUGCAUAAAUAUCCAUUAAAUUUGGUUAACAGUGCCAUAUCCUUCAUUGUUUUUAAUAAGUUUCUGACUUAAUGUAUUGUUUACAAGGCAGGAAGUGUUGCUGGCAAUAUUAAUAUUGUAGGUAUUCAAUUAAUGUUUAUACCGCUUUUUUAAAAGGUAGUGUUUGGUUCAAUCUACCCUUUUCAUAUCAGCAGUUUUAUGUUCCUUGUAAAUGAAAUGUUUUUACUGUAGAUAUAUUUACUGUGUGAAUCAUGAAAUAUUGAUUAUCAUUUGAAUACUAUCUCUACUGCGAUCAUCAAUAUCACUAAGCUCCCUUAUCUAUGUAUAUCCUUUAUCAUAGAUACUAGAUAUUUUUCAUGUCAACACUACAGAUUUUGUCCUUGUACUGUCUGAGAGCUCAACAUAAUACUAUCAGUAUUUAAAUUUUAAGCAAAUAUUAUACAAUGUGAUUUCAGUCAGACUUUUAUUGAUCUGAAUCCACAAAAAUCCCAGCAUCAGUUUGUGAGAAAUCUCUGACCUCUUGUUAUUUAUCGAUAAAACGCUGAGUUCUGUCUGAAUGAAAUAUAUUGAAUUCCUUAAUCCAUACUUCUGAAUGAUCAUGUGUGAUCUGUGAUUAAGUUGGUGUAGCUUUAAGUUGUUCCCAUGGUCAGUCAUUUUAGUUUUGUAAGUGACAUAUAUCACGCAUCUGAUCAUUGAAACUAUCACAUGUGCAUCAGUGUGUUAGAUUUUUCUCCUGUAAACAUUUUAUUUAAAUACUUACUGUUAAAGCAGUUGUUGAGAACACUACAGGCGUAUUUAGUUUUGUGAAACUGAAGUAAGCUGCCUGUUUACCUAGCUCUCUCUCUCUCUGUAGCAGCUGACAGAGCUGGAUUUACAAGACCGAAUCCAUUCUGAGAACAUCAUCUUUAUCUACUUGGUACAAACUGGUUCUUAAUGUGUUUGAGGCAAAGACCUUUUAUGACCUGCAUGUAAGAUAUCUUGACUUCUUUUAUGCCUGUCACUGUGUAUUUAUUGAAUGAGACUGUUCUCAAUUGUC
This is a messenger RNA of Frankliniella occidentalis (western flower thrips), 7628 nucleotides long. It is a transcript of the gene Trpm, whose product is annotated as transient receptor potential cation channel trpm. The record is from RefSeq and is a predicted model, not a curated record. Gene Ontology annotation, molecular function: monoatomic cation channel activity. Gene Ontology annotation, cellular component: membrane. The coding region runs from base 41 to 4513 and encodes 1490 amino acids. Lineage: Eukaryota; Metazoa; Arthropoda; Insecta; Thysanoptera; Thripidae. Gene Ontology annotation, biological process: protein tetramerization; monoatomic cation transmembrane transport. The transcript is spliced from 17 exons.